Archocentrus centrarchus (flier cichlid) is the source of this 4864-nucleotide messenger RNA. RefSeq names its product matrin 3-like 1.1 (gene matr3l1.1). The transcript is spliced from 23 exons. Gene Ontology annotation, molecular function: zinc ion binding; RNA binding. The record is from RefSeq and is a predicted model, not a curated record. The coding region runs from base 227 to 4336 and encodes 1369 amino acids. Gene Ontology annotation, biological process: regulation of mRNA splicing, via spliceosome; regulation of cell cycle. Lineage: Eukaryota; Metazoa; Chordata; Actinopteri; Cichliformes; Cichlidae.
GAAGAAGAGGAAGCAGGCGAACAGCUAGCUUGUUUGCGCCGUUUAUCCUCGACUUUGUGCGCCUGUUUUCGUUAAAAACCGGCGCCAGCAGCGCGUGGAACGUGCUGUUUUUUUGUUUCGUGUUAGUCUUUCUGGAGCUGCGUGGGUCAUCUGAGCGCGUGCAGCGGUGAUUUGAGAUCCUCUGAGCUCAGACACGGUCAAACCUGCCCUCCUGCAGCCGAGGGUGAUGAAGCUCAUCCAGCUGCUGCUUACACCGAGAAAACCCUCAAAUAAAACUGGAAACGCCCAGAGCGUUUCUCCACAGCUCGCCAUUAUGUCCCACAACUACCCGUACAGACGGCCACCGUCUGACACUGACCUCAGACCCGAUCCUGGAUCUUACAGAUCUGUGGACUACCGGCACUCCUCAGCAGACCACGACUUUUACAGGCAGCCUCAGGACUCCUUCUCCACCUCGGCCUCCACCUCCUACACUUCGUCUUCCUCGUCCAGGGGCUCUGCGCCACUGCAGUCGUCACAGGAAGGUGUUCUGAACAUCCUGAGCAGCUGCGGUCUGGAGCCCGGCGAUCUGGCGCUGCUGGCCGAGCUACCUGAAGAUGUUCUCACUGUCGAGUCUCUGCCGCAUAUCCUCAGACAGAUCAAAUGCAAAAAAGGGACUGUCAAACCUUUCUCUUCCCGGGCUCCGUCUCCUCCCUCCUCUUCCUUCCACUCUCCCAGCUCCACCUAUCGACCUGCCACGAGCAGCUCCUCCUGCUCUUCCAGAGACUGGGACCAGCUCAACCGCCCGUCUGUCCAGUACCCGUUGGACCAUCUGCCACCGCCUCAUCCUCCUUCAGAGCAGCUCCUGGACCGCUGGGGUAAUCCGAUUACUGUGAGCUCCAGCCGAACAGCCCCGCUACCAUCAUCUUCCUCAUCGUCACCCUUGGGGUACACGGUGGACUUCCACCGUAGGCAGGGCUCCUCUGAUUAUGGUAAGACUGGUCCAGUUCCUUCUUACAGCCCGGGAAGACGAGAAGGAGCUCCGCCUUCUCGAUUCUCCGAGGCUGGACCAGCUGAUUACAGGGCAGCAGCGGCGGCUCCUCCUCCUUCCAACGAGUACAAGUCCAAAUCUCAUGCGAGCCGCCGUGACGUGUCUUCCACGAGGAGCAACCAGUCCUCGGCAUCAAUGCCUACACGGAAAGAAGCUCUGGACUUCCACGGGAAGGUCCCACCGGUGUUCCCGUACUCGUGCUCUCUAUGUGAUAUCACUGUGCUGUCACAGAAGGUUUGGAUUCAGCACGUGAGCGGCACGCAGCAUGCAGAUGGACAGCUCAGCCUCCUGCAGCAGUUUCCUAACUGGGACUGCCGCAUGCAGACGAUCCGCAGGGAUGAUAAAUCGGAGAAGAAGAAGAAGGAUGGAGGGAGAGCCGCCCCGGCAGCGAAUCAAACAGCAUCGCAGUCAAACAGGAAUUCGAAGCAGAAGAAGGCUUUGGAGAAAGGGAAAGUGGUGUGCGUGAAGUUUCCGUCUCAGUCUGUGGAUGAGACGUAUCUGAGGAAACUCACAGAACCUUUUGGAAAGAUCGUGAAGAUCCUCAUGUUCCCGUCUCUGGGCUUCGUGGAGAUGGGCUCGGUUGAUCAGGCCAAGGACUUGGUGAAGUUUCACAGCAAUUAUCCUCCAACUGUGAACGGAGAGCAGAUCGAGUUCAGCAUCUCCGACGCCUUCAACUUUCUCCAGAGCUCUCGGGUGGUGAGUUUCACGCCGGCUCCAUCAGGAGAACACGGAAAAUCAGACCUGAUCAGUAUCGUCAAACGCUUCGGCCCACCGCUCUACACCCUGUUCCUGCCAUCUAUGGCAUUUGUGGAGAUGAAGAACACUCCUGAUGCUCAGAAGCUGGUGGAUUACUAUCAGUCCAACACACUGAGGCUCAACGAUGACUUGAUCAGUGUAUCCUUCUCUGGAGAAUAUAAGACUCUCAUGCGAGUUUCAAAAGCCAAAAGGUACGAAGAAGAGAACGAAGGUACGAAUAAGAGUUCCACCAAGAGGACAAGGAGCUCGAGUCGAGACAGAGACAAAUCAAAAGAAAACAAGAAAAGAAGGUCCAGAUCCAGAGACAAGUCCAGCAAAGAGGAACGGACCAGGUCCAGGUCCAAAGAUAAAUCAAAAGAAAAAUCCAGCAGUGAGGCCAAAACUACGUCUAGAUCCCAAGAAAAGUCAGACAGAAAAAGGAAGAGCAGAACCCGGUCCAGGUCCAAAGAUAAGUCCAAUAGUGAGAAACGGACCAGGACCAGGUCUAAGUCAGGGUCCAGAGACAGAACAAGAGAAAAAUCCACCAGGGAAAGCAAGACCAAGUCCCAAGAAAAGAAGAGUGGAAGCAGAUCCAGGUCCAGAGACAAAUCAAGAGAAAAGUCCAACAAAGACCAGAAGAUCAGGUCCACAUCCAAAGCCAACUCCAGCAAAGAGAGCAAAACCAGGUCUACCACAAGCAAAGAAAGAAAAAGCAGAAGCAGAUCCAGAUCCAUGGACAAAUCCAGCAGAGAUCAGAAAUCAAGGGCUAGACAGAGAUCCACCAGCAUGUCCUCCAGGCAGGAUGGAGAAAAGACAGCAGAUCCAGAGAAACCCGAGUCCUCGUCCAAAGAUGAACCAGCUCCUCUUGAAGACUCUAAACCUGAAGUUUUAGACAAACAGCAGGAGGAGGAGGAAGCAGCGUUGCCUGGAGAGGAGAGCGACAUCGAGGGGAUGGAGGUGAUCGCUGAGGAUGGGGAGAAUCUGAAGGAUGAAGAUGUGGAGGCUCUGCAAGAGGAAGAGAAAAUCACGAGUGCUGCAGAGAUAGCACCUGAAAAAGAUGAAGCGGAGGAGGUGGCAGGUGGAGAGCCUGACAAUCAGGAGAACCCUGUAAUGGAGGAGAAGGAGGAAGAGGAGGAAGAGUCAAGGGAAGCAACAGAGACUCAGGAGGAAUCGGAGGACUUCCCUGUAAACCUGGAGAACUGCAUCACUCUGGAUGAGCUGGGAGAAGACGAGUCUGACGACCAAGAGGGAGAAUCGGCAGAUGAACCAAAGUCAACAUCCAGAUCCAGCAGAGUUUUUUACUUCUGCCACCUGCCAGCUCAUUAUGCUCUCUUUGACUUCUUCAAACUGUUGAGAAAUUUUGGGAGGGUGGUGCGCUAUUACCUCAUUGGCAACCGACGAGAGGGUUUCAUCGAGAUGUCGAGUUCUUCAGCGGCCCUGAAAGCUGUCGAAGAGCUCACCAGCAACCCAGCCAUCCACAACUGCCCCAAACUCAUCACCCACAUUUCCGCCAAAUACUACAGGCUUGACAACGGGUGGGUCGUUCACUCGGACGGCAGCGACGACGAGAAGAAUCGAAGCAGCAGCAAGAAGAAUGAAAAACAGAGCAAAUCCAAGUUGUCGGAUCAGGAUGAGAAUGACCGGAGUUCUAAAGGGAGGAAGGAGUCUCUGAAGAAGACAUCAGAGAAAUCCGGCAAAAAGACCCCGGAGAAAGAGGUAGCAUCUAAAAAGACUCCAGAAAGGGAAUCAUCGGGGAAAAAGACCUCGAAGAAAGAAAAGGACCCUAAAAACACCUUGGAAAACAAAUUCAGUGGCAGAAAGACUCCAGAGAAAGAGUCACCAUCUAAAAAAACCUCAGAUAAGGAUUCUGUGUCUGCCUCCAAAAAGACUCCGGAGAAAGAGUCCAAGUCCAAAAAGACUCCAAAGAAGGAAUCGUCGGAGGAACGGACUCCAGAAAAGGACCUUAAAAACAGCUCGGAGAAGGAAUCUGCUGACAGACUGACUCCUGAGAAAGGGCCGUCGUAUGACAAGAUCCCAGAAAACGAGAUGGUGGAACCAAAAGGGACUCCUGAGAAAAACUCGGUGCCUCUGACGACCCUGAAGACAGAACCAGAGGAAGAAAACAUUCAACAAAAUGAGGAGCUGGUGGCUGGUGAAGGUCCAGAGGAAGAAAAAACAAAAGGAGCAGCUGAAGAUCACUUCAGAAAGAAAACACCAAAGGCAGAGAAGCAGGAGGAGCAGGAAACAUUGAUGGAAGUUUGUGCAGAAGCGGGACCAGAUGGGGAAGACACAGAGAGGCCAAAUCCACCAGACACCUCCACAGACCCUCCAAAAGCACAACGUGAACAGGAGGUGGAGCCACAGGCUGGUCCUGCAGAGGGCGCCACUGAACCUCAGAAACCCACCAAACCUGUUGGGACGGAGUUCGUGCGACCGGUCGUCGGUUAUUUCUGUAACCUGUGUCAGCUGAUCUUUGCUGAUGAGGACGAAGCCAAACAGCAGCACUGCAGCAGCCCGACGCAUUACAACAAAUACCAGGAGAAGACGGGGAACGAUCCGUGGACGAGCUGAGCGUCUGUGGAGGAAUCGGUUUAACAGUCGGUCCCUUCGGAUUUUAUUAGAUCGACUUUAUGAGAGCAGAAAUCCCAGAUUUGAUUUUUGUCCUUACUCCAGCAGCCCGCUGUACGAGGUUCAAAUACUGUGUAAAUAUUUAAGUUAUAUUUCCUGUAGAUCAGAAACUGUUUUGUUUGAACAGUGAGAUGUGACUGUACGAGAAAAAUGAUGUUUCUCAGAUUUAUGUUGUGAAAUUAAAGCUGCGGUCACCAGAUUAAUUGGACUUUUCCCACAUUGACUUUUUUCAACACCUCGCUUGCUGUGGCCCUAAAACACGUGUGAUUGGUUGAAGUUUCCUCUUACAGCUGAACGCGACUCAGGAGGAGCAAACGUCACGCCACGUUCAGGCGCUGCCGGAUUAGGAAGCAGGUCUCAAGAGAUUGUAAUCUGAGAAUAUUGACAGCUCUGUAAUCUGUUUAACUCAAACACACAAUCAGAAAAAUCUAAUAAACUGUUGUUGACAAAUAAACAAUGUCAUGAAGAAAA